Messenger RNA from Myotis brandtii (Brandt's bat), 514 nucleotides. RefSeq names its product splicing factor, suppressor of white-apricot homolog. The record is from RefSeq and is a predicted model, not a curated record. The transcript has 2 exons. The annotation marks the transcript as partial. Lineage: Eukaryota; Metazoa; Chordata; Mammalia; Chiroptera; Vespertilionidae.
GUUCGAGUUCCUCCAGCCGUGGCACCAGUACAACCCCUACUAUGAGUUCAAGAAGCAGUUCUUCCUGCAGAAAGAAGGGGGCGACGGCGCUCAGGCCGUGUCGGCACCAGAGGAGGCUCCUGCAGAGUCGGCCCCUGAAAAGCCCAGCGACACGGGGGAGGAAGGUGUGGCUGAGGACGUGGCGGACACAGGAGGGAGAGGCGGCCCAGGGGGCAAGAAGGAGUCGGCGUCUGGGAAGGCUGCCCCGGAUGGGAAGCUGGUGAAAGGUACGCUGCCUGGCCUCCCAGGCGUUCCUGACGUUCGCACUCGCCGGGUGGGGCUGUCCCAGGGGCCGCGCGAUGGCUUAGCGGCCUGCUCUGCAGGGCAGGGCCCGAGCAGAAUGUUUCAAGGGAUUAGUCUGGGACUUCAGAGCCUAAUUGACAUGCAGACGUUGUCCCCGGAAACUGCUUUCUCCCAGGCAGGACUCCGCCAUUCAGUCCAGUUCCCUUUAUGUUUGUGAGGGACAGACAGAGGG